UUGGGGUAUAUGUGUGUGUUCUGAGUGUGUGGGUAUGGGGCUGGUCGCGGGGAAAGCAGCCUUUAAAAGAGGCUGGAUCUGCUGCAGUGUAGUUUGGAUUCAAACCAGGAGUUACUGUGCGCCGCAGGGGGAAAAAUAAUUGGAUUUUCAUUUUGUUCAUGACUUUGACCGCUGCGCUCUUCCCGCAUCCAUGUGCAACCCGGAGAUCAUCCCGUACAUGUUGGAGUAAUCGCGGAGUUUGACAGCCACAAUCUUCGGUGGUGACGGUAGCGCACAGCCGGGCAGCCACCUCCGUGCGCCCGGAGCAAACGCGGCCACCAUGCUCUUCUCCUCGGAGAACUCCGGCAACAUCACGGCCAGAAACUGCACCGCGGAGUUCAACUUAACGCAGCAGCUGGAGACCGGUGCCGCCGCGGCUGCUGGGAACAUCAGCGGGAAGAGAAACGACACAGACCCGUUUGGACGGAACGAGGAGGUGGCCAAGAUCGAGAUCACCGUCCUGAGCCUCGCGUUUCUCGCCGCGGUGGUGGGGAACGUGAGCGUGCUGCUGGCCAUGCACAAAACCCGGCGGAAACUGUCGCGCAUGCACCUGUUCAUGAAGCACCUGAGCCUGGCGGAUCUGGUGGUCGCGUUCUUCCAGGUUCUGCCGCAGCUCUGCUGGGAGAUCACCUACCGCUUCUACGGGCCGGACUUUCUGUGCCGCAUUGUGAAGCACCUGCAGGUGCUGGGCAUGUUCGCUUCCCCCUACAUGAUGGUGAUGAUGACCCUUGACCGCUACAUCGCCAUCUGCCACCCGCUGCAGACGCUCCAGCAGCCAACGCAGCGCGCGCACAUUAUGAUCGGCUCCACCUGGGCGUGCAGCCUGGUCCUCAGCAUCCCGCAAUACUUCAUUUUCUCCUUAAGCGAGGUGCACCCCGACUCGGCCGUCUACGACUGCUGGGCACACUUCAUGGAGCCGUGGGGGUUGCGCGCUUACAUCACCUGGAUCACGGCCGGGAUCUUCCUCGUGCCUGUGAUCGUGCUGGUCUUCUGCUAUGGAUUAAUCUGCCGCACUAUCUGGAAGAACCUCAAAUGUAAGACUCAGAGGAAGAGCACUGGCGCGGUGGCAGAGGCCAAAGAUAGUGGGGUCCUGGGCAGGAACUCGGUCAGCAGCGUGAGCACCAUCUCCCGCGCCAAAUUACGCACGGUGAAGAUGACUUUUGUGAUCGUGCUGGCGUAUGUGGUGUGCUGGGCGCCUUUCUUCACAGUGCAGAUGUGGUCAGUGUGGGACCAGACCUUCUCCUGGGACGACUCUGAGAACGCCGCCGUGACGCUCUCCGCCCUGCUGGCCAGCCUCAACAGCUGCUGCAACCCCUGGAUCUACAUGAUCUUCAGCGGCAACCUCCUCUCUGACUUCGCCAGCAGCCUGCCGUGUUGCCGCCGGCUGAAGAACAGGUUCAGCCACCAGGAUUCGGACAGCAGCAUGCGCCGAACCACCCUGCUGUCCCGCCUGCAGGGUCCACGCCUUUCAGAGCCAUUCAGAGACCUUAACCCCACCACCAAAAACUGUCAGCAAUGCCCAUCUGCAUCCUGACCACCGGAAACACCAUCUGGAUGUGUGUCUUGUUCACGAAGACAGCACUGAAAACAUGAUCUGCUCUUAAUCUGCUGGUUUGUUGCAGCGAAGGAAGGUUUGACCCUCAUCUGAGGGUGCAGUCACACCCACAAUUUGUUUUCUUUGGUCCGAUCCAGAGUGGGAAAGUUUACUCUGUGGCAAUUUUAGGUGUUGGUUUGUUUAGGUUCACAUGGCUUUGAGGAAAAAAGAGUUUAAAAUAAGUCUUUUUAGUCUGCCAGGUUGGAGAUUUGGGGCAGUCACUUAAACUUUAGCUGUUAGCAUGCUGGUCUUGACUCUCUGCUGUAAUUUAAUUUCUUUAGUGUAACAUAUUAAAAAAAUGCCUGUAUACUUAUAAACCCGGGCCCUAUGGGAGUGUUUCCUGUAGAUUUUGAGAUUAGUCAGUGAGUGAACUUUUGAAAAACUAAGCUAACUUCAGAUAAAAAGAUAAGUGUGUGGUAUGUGAAGAGUUUUUCUAAGCUUUUCACUUCAUCUAAACUAUCCAUAUAUUUCCUCAAAAACACAUGCACAUAAAUGUAUUUCCAGCACAGAGUCACUGCACUUUUGAAAGGUACAGACUAAAUUUAAUAUCAAUUAAUCUGCCAGUUAUUUCCUCAGUUUUUUAUUAAUCACGUUGCCUGUAAAAUGUCAGCAAAUUGUGAAAAGUACCAACAUGUCCUCAGACCUUAACGACAUGUAUGAUCGUUAGAAAGUACGACUCCAGAGACAGGCGUGCCGAACGGACAUGAGUCACGCUAUGUUAAAUAUGUUGUGAAACUGUCUCAGUUUGGUUACUUUUAGGCAACAAAACUUCUUGGUUAACCACCAAAGUAAUGUCACCUAUGUAAGUUUAACUUGACUCAUUCUCCUGUGUGAAAGUCUUUUGUGUGUUUGACUCAUCCAUCCACACCCUUCCACAAACUUCCUGGCUCUUUAUACUACAUCACCUAACUUAAUUUACUCCAGUCAUACUUACCACGGCCACUAGAAGUCGAAGCCUAAUGAGAAAACCUAAAUGUGGGUCGUAACAAGCUGCUUGAACAAUCGACCUGUACGGCCGUUCUUGUGGUGAGGACGGGCUAAAAAAAAAAGCACUUUUUCAAUAAUCCAGUUUACAUAUUAAAGUCGUUUGUUGUGUCCGACCAUCAGUCCAAACCCCAAAGAUUUGAGGAGCUGGAGCCGGCGAAUUUCUAUUAAAAAAAACCUAUAAAAAAUGUUAUUUAAUCCUGUAUUUGUUUCAGCUCCAGAGGUCUGAAGGUCCAUUGUGAUUGUGCCUUUCUUUAACACAAUCUCUUCUGUGCCAUGUUAUAUUUUGUAGUUUAUAAUUUAAAAGUCCCGAACUGUAACUCUUUUUACAGUCAUAUAAAAGUUAAUGUGAGCUUAUUCACUUGUACAUUAUCAUAAGUCAAUAGAGGAGAGUGAUAAAGAUAAAGAAUUUAAUGUUCAAUGUAUGUUGAUGAUAUUUAAAAUUGCACUUUGUUUAAUAUAAAUAACAUUAACCCUGUGAAUUGAAAUUGAAACCUGGUUAAUUGUCUUUAUGAUUGCACACAAACACACACGCUGUCACACACAUGUGUUGCUUUGCAUUGGACUCCGUAAUGGGGUCUACAACAGCUUUGGCUCGUUUAGCUUCUUCAGAGAUUCCCAGAUGUUGUAAAGAUCGUUUUUAUCAAAGUAAUGUAUUCUGUUAUCUGUAUAUUGCUCGAUUAUACUAUAUUGCACAUGAAGUAAAGAACGAUAAAUGUUAUUCCUCGUAACCUCA
Micropterus salmoides (largemouth bass) is the source of this 3353-nucleotide messenger RNA. RefSeq names its product arg8-vasotocin receptor-like. The record is from RefSeq and is a predicted model, not a curated record. Gene Ontology annotation, cellular component: membrane. Gene Ontology annotation, biological process: regulation of systemic arterial blood pressure by vasopressin; positive regulation of vasoconstriction; G protein-coupled receptor signaling pathway. Lineage: Eukaryota; Metazoa; Chordata; Actinopteri; Centrarchiformes; Centrarchidae. Gene Ontology annotation, molecular function: vasopressin receptor activity; peptide binding. The transcript is spliced from 2 exons. Bases 320 to 1573 code for a protein of 417 amino acids.